Sapajus apella (tufted capuchin) is the source of this 2145-nucleotide messenger RNA. Its product is annotated as UDP-glucuronosyltransferase 3A1-like. The record is from RefSeq and is a predicted model, not a curated record. The transcript has 8 exons. Bases 355 to 2064 code for a protein of 569 amino acids. Lineage: Eukaryota; Metazoa; Chordata; Mammalia; Primates; Cebidae. Gene Ontology annotation, molecular function: UDP-glycosyltransferase activity.
AUGAACGUGGUUUACUGAGGCCCCUGCCAUUCAUGGCUCUUAGUAAGGAUUUUCCACGUGAACAAACUGUGAUUACACGGGCAGAGAAAGGUUAAGGAUCAGGUUACCCAUCCCCUCCUAGCUGACUUCAGGUAGUUUGAUAGGGCGAGGACAGAUUAUCUCUUGGAGCAUGCACCUAGGGAGGAGGGGCAGAGGGAAAGAGAACAAACAGAAGAGCAAGAGAAUUGGAUCCCUCCUCUUACUUCUUCCUAGGCCCACAGCCAGUGAGUCUGGUGCACUAAGACGCAAAGAUCCCUUAGCCGGGCGCAGGGCAAGCAGCCCAGGCUGAGAUCCGCGGCUUCUGUGGAAGUGAGCAUGGCUGGGCAGCGCGUGCUGCUUCUGGUGGGCUUCCUUCUCCCUGGGGUCCUGCUCUCAGAGGCCGCCAAAAUCCUGACAAUAUCUACACUGGGUGGAAGCCAUUAUCUACUGUUGGACCGGGUGUCUCUGAUUCUUCUAGAGCAUGGUCAUAAUGUGACCAUGCUUCUUCCGAGUGAAAAGCGUUUAGCUGCAGAUACUAAAGACAAGGAAAAAUCAUACCAAGUUAUCAGGUGGUUUCCUCCUGACGAUUAUCAAAAAAUAAUUAAGGAUCGUUUCAAUAACUACAUAGAAAAAGCAUUGGAUGGCAGAAAAGAAUCUGAAGGCCUUGUACAGUUAAUGGAAAUAUUUGGGACUCAAUGUAGUUAUUUGCUAAGCAGAAAGGACAUAAUGGAUUCCUUAAAUAAUGAGAACUUUGAUCUGGUAUUUGUUGAAGGAUUUGAUUUCUGUUCUUUCCUGAUUGCUGAGAAGCUUGAGAAGACAUUUGUGGCCAUUCUUCCCACAUCCUUUGGCCCUUUGGAAUUUGGGCUACCAAGCCCUUUGUCUUAUGUUCCAGUAUUCCAUUCCUUGCUGACUGAUCACAUGGACUUCUGGGGCCGAGUGAAGAAUGUUCUGAUGUUCUUUAGUUUCUCCACGAUCCAAUGGCGCAUACACUCUACAUUUGACAACACCAUCAAGGAGCAUUUCACAGAAGGCUCUAGGCCGGUUUUGUCUCAUCUUCUACGGAAAGCAGAGCUGUGGUUCGUUAACUCUGACUUUGCCUUUGAUUUUGCCCGGCCCCUGCUUCCCAACACUGUUUAUGUUGGGGGCUUGAUGGAAAAACCUAUUAAACCAGUUCCACAAGACUUGGAGAACUUCAUCGCCAACUUUGGGGAUGCUGGGUUUGUCCUUGUGGCCUUUGGCUCUACGUUGGACAUUUAUGAGUCUGAAGAAGUCCUCAAGAAUAUGCACAGUGCCUUUGCUCACCUCCCUCAAGGGGUGAUAUGGAAGUGUCGGAGUUCUCAUUGGCCUAAAGAUGUUCAUUUGGCCACAAAUGUGAAAAUCAUGGACUGGCUUCCCCAGAGUGACCUCCUGGCUCACCCCCGUAUCCGUCUUUUUGUCACUCAUGGCGGGCAGAACAGCGUAAUGGAGGCCAUUCGACAUGGUGUGCCCAUGGUGGGAUUACCAGUCAAUGGAGACCAGCAUGGAAACAUGGUCCGGGUAGUAGCCAAAAAUUAUGGUGUCGUUAUGCAGUUGAAUCAGGUCACAGCUGACACACUGGCACAUAAGAUGAAACAAGUCAUAGAAGACAAGAGGUACAAGUCGGCAGUGGCGGCAGGCAGUGUUAUUCUGCACUCUCAGCCCCUGAGCGCCAAACAGCGGCUGGUGGGCUGGAUCGACCACAUCCUCCAGACCGGGGGGGCGGCGCACCUCAAGCCCUAUGCCUUCCAGCAGCCUUGGCAUGAGCAGUACCUCAUCGACGUCUUUAUGUUUCUGCUUGGGCUCACUCUAGGCACUGUGUGGCUUUGUGGGAAAUUGCUGGAACCUGGCAUAGUGUCUGGAACAAAUACUGCUGGGACAACUGGAUAUUAUUUAGAAAAAAGGCAAUAUUUGAUCCAAGCUUACAUCAUAUUAAAAACUGAAUUCCAAUACACUGGAGAUCUAAGUACAAAAAAUCAUAUUAUGCUGAGUCUCAGAGAAAAAGUGAAUUUUUCCAUAGCCUGUGUGUAGGGAAAGACUGUCUCAAUGUUUUGUCUCAAUUAUUGGAGGUCCAAAACUAAUAAAUGGACUGGAGCCUUUGAUGCCUGGUAA